AGGGUCACACAGAUGCAGAAAUGAUGGACCUCGUCUCCGAGAUGGAGCUGAUGAAGAUGAUUGGAAAGCACGGUAACAUAAUAAAUUUCGUAGGUGCCUGCACCCAGGGAGGGCCCCUCUAUGUAGUCGUUGAAUUCGCAUUGCACGGUAAUCUCCGUGAUUUCCUGAGGAAACACCGACCCUCAUCAGGUUACGAGCCAACGAUAGGAGAGAUGCCUCCAGAAAGGAAAACCCUGACGCAGAAGGACCUCGUGUCGUUUGCUUUCCAGGUCGCCAGAGGAAUGGACUACCUCUCGAGCAAAAGAUGUAUACACAGAGACUUGGCUGCGAGAAAUGUUCUCGUUGGGGAGGACUAUGUGCUCAAAAUCGCGGACUUUGGACUGGCUAGGGAUAUCCACUGCCAUGACUACUACAGAAAAACUACUGAUGGCAGAUUACCGGUCAAAUGGAUGGCACCGGAAGCACUUUUCGAUCGGGUUUAUACCACUCAGUCCGACGUAUGGUCGUACGGAAUUCUGCUGUGGGAAAUCAUGACUCUUGGCGCGACACCGUACCCAUGCAUAUCUGCAGUUGAAGAAUUACUACAGUGGCUUAAAACUGGCCGUAGGAUGGAAAUUCCACCCUGCUGCUCUCUCAAUAUAUACAUGUUAAUGCGAGACUGUUGGAGUUACCUGCCCGAAGAGAGGCCUGAUUUCGAAGCAAUCGUCGAUCGACUCGACAAAAUCCUCACCCAAACAUCGAAUCAAGAAUAUCUGGACCUUGGACUGCCGCAAUUGGACACACCACCAUCCAGCGCGGAAUCCAAUCUACCCGACGACGAUGAAGACGAUGAUGGCCAAGAGCAGUUCCCGUACCUGUUGAAGAACUCGAUGUAAAAUGUAAGAUAUGAGAGCAUAAGCGACUGUCGUAACCGCGUGUGUGCAUGUAGAAGGACAAAUAAAAUGAUAAUAAGUGAGGAGCAAGUGUGAAUGAUUAUCGACUGGCGCAAAUGAACACGCCAAAUAUUAUGAAUCAGUAUUGACAAAUAGCGCAUAUUUCAAUGUAUUGUUUAAUUAAGAUGGAAUUUAUAAUGAAUUCAGGAUGUCAUGGGAAUUUCACUAAACAAAUUUUCUACAUUGUUGAUAAAAAAUUACAUUUUUUUUCAUUCACAAAUACGUUAGAAGAUUUUGUUAUAGUUUCCAUUCACCAAGUCGGAUAAAUAUUGUGGUAUUGGAUAAAUGGUUGCAAAGGCACUUAUGCAGCGCUUAUCACCUGAUGACGAGUACGUCCAUUGUAUUUUCUUUAUUCAUUCUACCAAUAUAUAUAUUGUUUAUUGAAUUUAUUGAUAGUUACUGUGAAUCGCCAGGUUGCAAUUGAUGCGGGAACCAAUUCUGUGUUGUUCUUUUCCAGUAGAAAAGAAAACAUUUUUCAGCAAUCUAUGACAUAACCCAUGACGACUUUAAUAUCAAAUGAUGGAUUUUACAUUGUAAAUUUCUUAAGGGAAUGUGCCAUCAACCAAGUGUCUUUUAUCUAUCGAGACAAUUUAUUCAAAUUAAAUUUUUAAAGGGUAGGUGGAAAAAAUAGACCUGGAAAAAAUAGCCCACGCACCCAAAACGUGCUAAAACUCACCUAACUUGAAAAUUUCUCUUGGUCUAUUUUUUCCGAGAUUCUUUUCAAAAGCAUUCAGGCGAAUUUGUAGCCUACGAAAAUGCAUAAUGAUUUGUUUGUAGAACCUUGGUGUCAAGUAACGGCAUGAUGUUGUGUUUGUAACUAGUCAAUGUUUACAUCGUUCUACGUUAUCUUUUGUAAAUUGUAACAGUCCAUACGCCAGGGCCAUUUCUGUGUCCAUUGACAUUUUUUGUUUUCCCCAUUGCCUUUUAUGGUUGGACUUUAUGUUUUCAGGGUCGCUGAUCGCGAAUAUGAUAACCAUUUUUUCGA
Molecule: messenger RNA, 1917 nt
Organism: Diachasma alloeum
Lineage: Eukaryota; Metazoa; Arthropoda; Insecta; Hymenoptera; Braconidae
Product: fibroblast growth factor receptor homolog 1
Biological process (GO): fibroblast growth factor receptor signaling pathway; positive regulation of kinase activity; protein phosphorylation
Cellular component (GO): membrane; signaling receptor complex
Molecular function (GO): ATP binding; fibroblast growth factor receptor activity
Source: RefSeq, a predicted model, not a curated record